Trichomonas vaginalis G3 is the source of this 726-nucleotide messenger RNA. RefSeq lists its product as uncharacterized. The coding region runs from base 1 to 726 and encodes 241 amino acids. The record is from RefSeq and is a predicted model, not a curated record. The transcript has a single exon. NCBI's taxonomy places the organism in Eukaryota, Parabasalia, Trichomonadida, Trichomonadidae.
AUGCUCAGAUUAUCCUCAAACUCCUCAGAUUAUCCUCAGACUACUCCUCAAACUCCUCAGUCUAAUCCUCAGACUCCUCCUCAGAUUAUCCUCAAACUCCUCAAACUACUCCUCGGUCUAAUCCUCAGACUCCUCCUCAGAUUAUCCUCAAACUCCUCAGAUUAUCCUCAAACUCCUCAGACUACUCCUCAGAUUAUCCUCAAACUCCUCCUCAGAUUAUCCUCAGACUCCUCAGACUACUCCUCAAACUCCUCAAAUUAUCCUCAGACUACUCCUCAAACUCCUCAGAUUAUCCUCAAACUCCUCAAACUACUCCUCGGUCUAAUCCUCAGACUCCUCCUCAGAUUAUCCUCAAACUCCUCAGACUACUCCUCAGAUUAUCCUCAGACUCCUCCUCAGACUACUCCUCAAACUCCUCAAAUUAUCCUCAGACUACUCCUCAAACUCCUCAGAUUAUCCUCAAACUCCUCAGACUACUCCUCAAACUCCUCAGACUACUCCUCAAACUCCUCAAAUUAUCCUCAAACUCCUCAGACUACUCCUCAAACUCCUCAGAUUAUCCUCAAACUCCUCAGACUACUCCUCAAACUCCUCAAAUUAUCCUCAGACUACUCCUCAAACUCCUCAGAUUAUCCUCAAACUCCUCAAACUACUCCUCGGUCUAAUCCUCAGACUCCUCCUCAGAUUAUCCUCAGAUUAUCACUUUACAUAUAUAUCGAUAACUAA